This is a messenger RNA of Dendrobium catenatum, 540 nucleotides long. RefSeq lists its product as uncharacterized. The coding region runs from base 1 to 540 and encodes 179 amino acids. The record is from RefSeq and is a predicted model, not a curated record. NCBI's taxonomy places the organism in Eukaryota, Viridiplantae, Streptophyta, Magnoliopsida, Asparagales, Orchidaceae. The transcript is spliced from 2 exons.
AUGGCCAUUCCCAUAACCUCAUUGUCCUCUUCCGCCUCCAGCCGCCACCACACUCACCAGGCCUACCUGCUCACCAACUACCUCCUCAUGGGCGCCGCCUCAAGCUGCAUCUUCCUCACCCUCUCCCUGCGCCUCCUCCCCUCCCCCUGCGGCCUCCUCCUCAUCUCCCUCCACUCCCUCACAGCCAUCGCCGCCGCCUCCGCUGCUGCUUCCCCUGUGGCUUCCUCCGACCGCUCACAUGCAGCCCACACCGCUGCCGCCGCACUCACAGCCAUCUUUCAUGGCGCCACCGCCCUCCUCGCCUUCACCCGCUCACCUGAUUUCAUUGCCGAGAUCCGCUCGUACGUCAGGGAAGACGACGCCAUUGUCAUCCUCAAGCUGGUUGGCGGUCUCUGCGGAGCCAUAUUUUGCUUGGAGUGGGUGGCUAUGGCCCUCGCCUUUGCGUUGAGGUUUGAUGAUGGCGAAGACAGGGAUUGCAGCACGGAAAAGCGAGUCGGCUGUUUGAAGCUUUUAAUGGCAGUGGCCUCUGUUUUUGUUUGA